Dictyostelium discoideum AX4 is the source of this 5253-nucleotide messenger RNA. RefSeq lists its product as hypothetical. The coding region runs from base 1 to 5253 and encodes 1750 amino acids. Lineage: Eukaryota; Evosea; Eumycetozoa; Dictyosteliales; Dictyosteliaceae. The transcript has a single exon. The record is from RefSeq and is a predicted model, not a curated record.
AUGGAUGACGAUGAUAAUAAAAAAUCUUCAAAACUUGAAGAUAUUACUCAAAAUUUAGUAAUGGAUAAUAAACAUAAUAAUAUUAUUAGUAAUAAUGAAUCAAUUGAUAGUGGUGCAGUUUCAAUUAAUAAAAUUGAAAUUGUGUCUCCAUCAAAUGAAUUAGAGGAACCUUUCAAUUUUAUCAAUGAUACAGAAAAUAUAGUUGAAGAAGAAGAGGAAGAAGAAGAAAAAGAACAAAUUAUCAAUGUUAAAGAAAAUCAACACGAAAAAGAGGAAAAUGAUAAAAAUAAUAGAAUUGAAAAUGAAAAAAAAGACAUUCAAAAAGAAGAGAGUCAACAAAUUUUGGUUUUUGAUCAAUGUACAGAGUCAAGAGAGGAAGUUUAUGUUGAAGAGGAUGACGAUGAUGAAUAUCAUGAUUUAACUACUGAUAAAGAAGAUAACGAAUUACCAUCCAUAGAAGAGAAUGAAGAUGAUCAAUUAAAUUCAACAUUUACUAUAAACAAAAAAACAAUAAAUAAUAGUGACGAUUAUGAUGACGAUGAAGAGGAAGAGGAUGAUGAAGAAGAGGAUGAAGAGGAAGAAGAAGAAGAGGAAGAAGAUUUAGUUAGUAGUAAUAAAAAUAAUAAUAAUAAUAAUAACAAUAAUAAUAAUAAUAAUAAUAAUAAUAAUAAUAAUAAUAGCAAUAAUAAAAAUAGUAAUACCAAAAAAAGAAGCCUCUCAAAUCCAACAUCACCAACAUUAUCACCUUCUCCCACUUCUAAUAAUAUUAGCGAAAGUAAUAAUAUUGUUAAAAGUAAUAAUAGUGCUUUAAAUAUUAAAAAGUCAAACAAUACAACGAAUAAACCAAAAAAUAGUGUUCAUAGUAGUAGCAGCAACAAUAACAGUAAUAAUAAAAACAUAAAUAGUAGAAAUUUAUUAAAUCAUAUCAAUAGUGGUAAUUAUUCUACAGUACCAACAAACAAUAAUGGUGUUGUUAGUUUAACAUUCGAUAGCAAUCCAAAUAGUAGUUAUAGUAUCAAUAGUAGUAAUUAUGAUGACGAUGAUGAACAAUAUUAUAAUGAAGUAUUGGAGUUGAAUAUUAAUAAAGUUAAUAGCAACAAUAGCAACAAUAACAACAAUAAUAAUAAUAGUAAUAAUAAUAGUAAAAAUAAAAAUACUAGCAACGGUAGUAACAUCAAUAACAGUGGCAACACCAAAAUGGUAAAGAAAACAAGAAAUACUAUAAGUGGUAGUAAACAUAAUAGAACCAAUAGUACAGCAUCAAUAGAAAAUACAACUACAGAUGAAGACUUUGGUGACUUUGAGGAUGAUUUAGAUGAAAACUUUAUCGAGGGUUCUGAGGAAGAAGAGGAGGAAGAGGAUGAUGAUGACGAUGAAGAAGAGGAAGAGGAAGAAGAUGUAACCAAUGUAUCAGAUUCAAAUGAAGAGGAUCUUGGUAAUUUCGAAGGUUUAGAUGAAGAAAAUGGUUUACUUGAGGGUAAUUUCUCAAAUGAGGAAUUACCAAACAAUACCAACGAAGAAGAUGAAGAAGAAGAAGAAGAUAACUUUAGUAAUAAAAAUAAUCCUUUCCAAUUCUCAUUUAACAACAAUAAUAGUGGUAGUAAUAACAGCAAUAGUAAUGCAUUCCAAAAAACCUAUAGCUUAUUUGGUCAACAAUCAUUCUUUAAUAAUAUUAUAAAUCCAGUUUCAGAAUUAAAUACAAAUUCAUUCCUCAAACCACUUAAUAAUAAUACUAAUUUUGGUUCACCUUCAAAAGCACAAAAGAAACAACAACAACAACAACAACAACAACAGCAACAACAACAGUUUAGUAAUAACAAUAACCAAACUAUGCAAUCCCCAAUGUUUAAUACUCCAUUCGUUAACAGUAGUAAUUUAUUUAAUGGUUAUGAUAAUAAUAAUAAUAAUAAUAGUAAUAAUAACUUCAUAAAUAAAUUCCCUUAUGGCCAACCAUUACAACAACCGCAACAAUUUAAUAACUUUGGAUUUAUUCCGAAUUUAAAUGGUACACCAACUAUAAAUGAAUUCUUAAUUCAACACCAAUUUUUAGGUUUAUCAAAUGAAAAUCGACAAUUUGUUAUGACUUUCACAAGUUAUGGCUUCUCGAUGGAGCAAUGUUUACAUGCACUUUAUAAUAGUAAUAAUGAUAGAAAUAUUGCUUCAAAAUGGUUAAUAGAAUUAAAAUCAUUUCUUAUUAAUUGGCAAUCACUCUCAAAUAAUAAUAACAAUAAUAAUAACAAUAAUAAUAACAAUAUGAAUAUGAACAUGAACAUGGGUUUACCACAGCAAUCUUUACAAAAUAAUAAUACUAUCAACAAUAACAACAAUAUCCCAAAUGCUUUCUUUGAUUUCCAUAAUAACAAUAAUAAUAAUAAUAACAAUAACAACAUUACAAGUAAUACUUUUAACAAUAACAAUAAUAGUAAUAAUAACAAUAAUAAUAAUAAUGGAUCACCAUCAAAUCAAGACUUUUUUAAUCUUACAACUAGUAAUAGUGGAAAAUCUAUUUCAAAUUCUUCAUCACCAACAUCAUCUUCAACACCCCAACAUCCAUUUAGUACUGGAGUAAGAAAUUCAAUCUCUUCAAAUAAUCAAAAACAAACAAAAGAAUCAAUGUCCUCAACCUCAUCAAACUCAUCGGCAUCUAGUAUUGAUAAAAAACUAUUAUCACCAUUACAAAAAACUCAAAAAUUAAUGAAUAUCGAUCAACAGCAACAAUCAUCACCACCAUCCCUACAAGCAACACAAACAACACAACCAACAAAAGAUUUAGAUGAGGCUAAUAGAUAUUAUGAACUUGGUGUUUACUAUCUAAAACAACAUGAUUAUGAAAAAGCAUUAACUCAUUUCGACAAAUCCUAUGAAAUUAAUCCAACUAGUCAAGCUAUGAAUAAAAUAUUUGAAUUAACAAAUAAAAUGUUUAAAAGUAAAAAUAAUAGCAACAAUAACAAUAGUAAUAAUAACAACAAUAAUACUAGUAGUAGUAGUACUAAUAAUAGUAAUAGUACUGAAAAUCAAAAUACCACAAGUUCUAAUAACUCAAAACCUGAUCCAUUACCAAAAACUGAUAAAAAAUCAGGGGACUCAAAUUUAUUAAAACAACAACAACAACAACAACAACAACAACAACAACAACAACAAUUCACAUGGGCGGAUAAGUCAGAAUCGAAAAAACCUGAACCAGGAAGUAAGGAACUAUUGGCAAAUCAAGCUACUGAUAAUUGGAAUAAGAAACAACAACAACAAUCAAAACUAUCAAAUGGUACAAAUGUUUGGGGUAUUGCAACAAAAACAACAACAACAACUUCAACAACAACAAUUUCUGAUAAUACCACAACUUCAAAUAAACCAGCACUAUCAAUUUCAAUACCAUCAAAUGACACUAAUGAACCAUUAGAAUCAAAGAAGGAUACAAAGUUACAAACUAAAAAUAAAGUCGCAACAGCAACAGCAACAAAUACUACACCAGCAUCAACAAUAACAGAGUCUAAAAAAGAUGGUAAUGAAUCAUCACCAGAAGUUGAUAAAGUAAAUGAUUCAACUCAAAGUAGUAAUGGUGGUGAUGAAACCGAUUCAACAAUAACACCAUCGUCAUCAUCAUCAUUAUCAUCUAAACAAGCAAGAAAGAAAACAAAACAACAACAAAAAGAAGAGAAAAGAAAAGAAAAAGAAGAAAAAGAACAACGUGAACGUGAAGAGAAAAAACAAAGAGAUGAACAAUUGGAAUUGGAAAGAUUGGAAAAGUUAAAGAAAGAAAAAGAAGAUGCUGAACAACGUGAACGUGAAGAAAAAGAAAAACAAAAACAAAUGGAAAUCGAUCGUAUCGAAAGACAAUUAAAAGAUGAGAAGGAGAGAAAAGAACAAGAACAUGAAAAGAAACAACAAUUAGAAUUGGAAAGACACCAGAAAGAAGAGAAAGAAAGAAAAGAUAAAGAAAAGAGAAGACAAGAAAGAGAAAGAAGAGAAGAGUCAUUACGUUAUCAAAUUGAAUUGGAAAGAAAAGAAAGAGAACAACGUGAAAAACAAUUGGAAAAAGAAUUAGAAAAAGAAAAAGAAAGAAAACUUCAAUUAAAACAAAAAAAAGUUAAAAAACAACAAACUAAUCAAAAUAUUAAUGAUGACCAUAAUAAUAUUGGUAAUAAUAAUAAUAAUAAUAAUAAUACUAAUAAUAAUGAUUCACUUGAUAAUAAUAAAAACCAACCAAAUGAAGAGUAUAUUAAAAAUCUUUCUAAAAUCUUAAGUGAAAAUGGUGUGGGUAAUAUAAAUCUUGAAGAUAUACCAGACUUAAUAAGUGAUGAUGAAAGUGAUAAUGAUCUUCCACAACAAACCAAUUCAAAUAAACAAAAAGACUCAUUAACUACCACAACCACUACAACUAUAAAACACGGUAAAAAUAAAAAUAAAAAUAAUAAUAAUAAUAAUAAUAAUAAUAAUAAUAAUAAUAAUAAUAAUAAUAAUAAUACAUCAACAAGUGCUAAAAAAGGGACAGUUAAUCGUAAAAAACCAAGAUUGAAUUCAGAUACAAAUGGAAAUACAUUUACUUCAAAUAUUACUACGCCCUCUUUCAAUAAUAAUAACAAUAAUAAUAGUAAUAGUAAUAAUAAUAGUAAUAAUAAUGGUAAUAAUAGUAAUAAUAAUGGUAAUAAUAAUAGUAAUAAUAAUAGUAAUAAUAAUAACAAUAAUAGUAAUAAUAGUAGUAGUAGUAAUAAUAGCAAUAAUAAUAAUAAUAAUAAUAAUAACAACAAUAAUAGUAAUAAUAAUAUAAAUGGUAAUAAUAGUAAUAGUACUAAUUCAUCAACAGAUUCAUUCCCUUCUAAUUUAAUGGGUAACCAAGAUCAAACAAACUUUAGUAUUCAACCAAGAAAAGCUUUACUCACAAGACAUCCAGUUGGCAGUAAAAAUCGUAAAACCAAUGCAAUUUUAUUAUUUAUUUGGUGGAUUAUUAAAAUGUUUACAUUACCAUUACUAUCAAUACUGGUAAAAAUAUUUUUUGGUUUAUCCUAUAAAUAUUGUAAAGCAUGUGAUUCCUUUCACGAUAUGACACCAGUUUCAGGUUUUGUUUGGGCUGAAGGUAAUAGAAUUUUCUUUUUAGGUCAUGAUCUUCAAAAGGAAGAUGUAACAGAUUAUGUAGAUUUAAAGCAACUAAUUGAUUUUGACUUACAUCACAAUAAAAGUGGUAAAUCAAAGAAAAAGAAAAAUAAUAAUAAUAGUAAUAAUAAUAGUAAUAAUAGUAAUAAUAAUAAUCAACAAUAA